UCAAAAUCCUAUAGACUAUUAGCGGGCUGGUAGACUGUAGUACUUCAAAUUUGUUGCUAGCUGACACGUAGAAGCUAUAAAGUUUGAAUCAAAAUGUGGUUCAUCCUCUUUGGGUUUUUGUUGGCGGUAUGUUCAGGACAGACUCGACAAGAACUUUGCGAAGAAUCUCCUAGAUCAAGAUGUAGGCGACUACUAGAACCUGUAAAUUUUUUCCCAAGAGAUGAAGAACAAUUCGAGCCAGGAUGUUCAAUAGUGAAACAAUACCUAACAUGUCUGAAGACAGGAGAUGAAGUAUGUCGCGAUGAAAUAUUUAAAAGUCACGAUCAGUAUGAAAGGAUUGUCAGGCUUAUACAUGAUAUCUGUGACAAUGGUACUCUUCUUCAUUAUGCUUAUUUGGAAAGUGCACCUUGUUUCGAGCACUUAGCAGAUAACUAUACGGCUAUCUGCACUGAUUCCAAGCCAGAUCUCUUUUGGUAUUACACCGAAUGGAUACAAAUGCUUAUUUAUUAUUUCACUCUUGGAGACACGGGAACAUACAGUAAAACAUCUGGAACUGAGCAUUUAGAUUUUUGGAAACUUAUAUGCUUAAACCCAACUUACUUCAUUUCCUGUGCCGCCGAUUAUGCAACUCUACAGUGCUCCAGCCUUGCCCGAAAUGUUACUGUAGAAAUUGCCCGUGAACUUGUCUACGCACAUUCUGCCUGUGCUGAGAGAGCCUGGCAAGAACUCUCGCCUGUCAUACCCAAUCUGGAUUUGGAAGAAUCUCUUAAACUUUCACUGAUGAGUACUUUAGAAGGUUUAUAUCAUCGUAACUAAAGAAAAGAAUGACUGCUUUCAAUGUAAUAACUUCAGUAAACUGUGUAACGAAAUGCUUGUCUACGCACAUUCUGUCUGUGCUGAGAGAGCCUGGCAAGAACUCUCGCCUGUCAUACCCAAUCUGGAUUUGGAAGAAUCUCUUAAACUUUCACUGCUAAGUACUUUAGAAGGUUUAUAUCAUCGUAACUAAAGAAAAGAAUGACUGCUUUCAAUGUAAUAACUUCAGUAACCUGUGUAACGAAAUGCUAAUUUGGAAAUUUUAAUAAAGUGCUCAUUUCGGAAUGUUAUUUUGGA
Messenger RNA from Stegodyphus dumicola, 1110 nucleotides. RefSeq lists its product as uncharacterized. The record is from RefSeq and is a predicted model, not a curated record. NCBI's taxonomy places the organism in Eukaryota, Metazoa, Arthropoda, Arachnida, Araneae, Eresidae.